Molecule: messenger RNA, 7493 nt
Organism: Oncorhynchus nerka (sockeye salmon)
Lineage: Eukaryota; Metazoa; Chordata; Actinopteri; Salmoniformes; Salmonidae
Product: zinc finger and BTB domain-containing protein 1-like
Exons: 2
Coding region: 260-2356 (698 amino acids)
Biological process (GO): regulation of transcription by RNA polymerase II
Cellular component (GO): nucleus
Molecular function (GO): protein binding; DNA-binding transcription factor activity, RNA polymerase II-specific
Source: RefSeq, a predicted model, not a curated record
UGUUACAGUACACCCAGUCUCGGGAGGUUUGGAUUUGCGUGAGUGGGGCUGGAUCUCGCUCAGUGCGGUGAACGAGCUCGGCAGAGCGGCUGUGCGGAAGUUCUUUCAUCCGUGCUGCAGAAGGGGCUUGCUUCGCCCUCGCGAUUAUUCUCGUCACAAGUUUAUGGUUGGAUAAAAGCGGUUCAGGUGGAACUUCUGGACAGUACACCCCAACUUGAGUUUUACUACAUCCACAGUCUGCUCCAUUUAUUGUCGGGUGAUGGCGAGGCCGAGCCACAGCGAGCAUGUGCUGCAGCAGCUCAACAACCAACGGGAGUGGGGCUUCCUGUGCGACUGCUGUAUUGCCAUUGGCGACAUCUACUUCAGGGCCCACAAGGCAGUGCUGGCUGCAUGCAGCUCUUACUUCCGCAUGAUGUUCAUCCGGGACCAGCAGGGGACAGCUCGCAUGGAUCUCAGCAACAUGCAGAUCAGUGCAGAGUGCUUCGACCUCAUCCUGCAGCUCAUGUACCUUGGCUGCAUCGUGGUGGGCAGCUACGAGUUUGAGGAGCUCAAGGUCUCAAUGGCCUACCUGCAGAUGUACUACAUCCCAGACACCCUGGAGGACCUCAGGGACAUCAGGAACACCUCCAACCUCACACCGUCCUCCUCGGCCUCCUCCUCUUCCUCCACCACCUCAUCCAGCUCCUCCUCCUCCAUUGGCCCGGCAAUUGCAGGAAAAAUGAUGUUUGGAGUCCGCAUGUACGAGCAGCAGAAGCCAAGCACCCCAGAGGGGGAGCCCAAAAGUUUGCCCAAAGUUGCCAUCACUGCUGUGCCUGUGCGACCAAACAUUCCUGUCCAAGUCAACAGGCCUCCACUUGUGGUGGAGGAUGUGGCUUCCCCUUUGGUAGUAGUUGCACCACCGUUUCUAGACAGUGUGGCUGAGCAGCCUUGUGACCUGCGCAAGAGGCCCGGUGGCCGGAGUGCCACCCUGAAAGAGCGCCCCCGCUUCGGGCGCACAUACACCUGCGACGACUGUGGCUUUGUCUUUAGCUGUGAGAAGUUGCUGAUCGAGCACAUCCUCACCUGCACCAAUCGUAAGGCCUUUCAGGUCCCCAGGACCAGCUCCGAGGCAGACAACGACUCCAGCAAGGUGGAGAGCUCGGCCUCUGAGGGGAUGGAGGAGCACAGGGUGGUCUGCAAGGGUGAAGAGGAUUGGCCGGACCACAAGUCAGACGCUGACACAGUGAUCAGGUCCAUGACAGUUGGUACGGAUAACGAGCCUGGUUCUGCUAGGAAUAUCACCAUCAAGGUGGAGCUGGAAGAAAGCGUGGUGUCCGAGAUGGAUGGCAUUAAGGUAGUUCAGGUGGGAGAGAUCAGUGCGAGGCACGGUGCACUCAGCGACACUAUGAGGGAACCGAUUAAAUUUAACCGGGAGGCCGAGGCUUGUGUUUCAGUCAUGGACGACAGCAACGAGCCAUUCGAGGGGCACAUGUCCAGCAACAAGGAUUCUGGCAUACCUGUUAAGAUGCGCAAGAUUAAAGAGGAGAAGCAGGACGGGGACAGUGCACCGUGUGAGCUGUGCGGGGAACUGCUCACAAAGGAGGACCAGUCAGCUCACUACAUCUCCAGCCACAUGGGCCACAUCUGUGCCUGCGGGAGGUGUGGCCAGGUCCUAAUCAAGGGGAGGCAACUGCAGGAGCACGCUGAGCGUUGUGGUGAACCUCAGGGUGCGGACACCGACUCCCACGGGGAGGAGGCAGACUCGCCCCUGCCCGAGGACCCGCAGGCCAUGGACGAUGGGCUGCUGGAGGGGGGUGACCUGGCCUGCCCCCAGUGUGGCUUGCUUUUCCAGAGUGAGAGCCUAGCAUUGGAGCAUGCUCUGGCCUGCCACGAGCAGGAGCUGUUCCGCCCCGCUCUGCUGGAGGAUGGCGGCGUCGAACCGGACCACCGGCGCAAGCACUUCUGCGCCAUCUGUGGCAAGGGCUUCUACCAGCGCUGCCACCUGCGGGAGCACUACACCGUCCACACCAAGGAGAAGCAGUUCACCUGCCAGACGUGCGGCAAGCAGUUCCUGCGUGAGCGGCAGCUUCGGCUGCACACCGACAUGCACAAGGGCAUGGCGCGCUACGUCUGCCCCGUGUGCGACCAGGGAACCUUCCUCAAACACGACCAUGUGCGCCACAUGAUCUCGCACCUGUCGGCCGGCGAGACCAUCUGCCAGGUGUGCUUCCAGAUCUUUCCCAGCGGAGAGCACCUGGAAAAGCACAUGGACGUGCACCUGUACAUCUGUGGCGUCUGCGGGGAGAAGUUUCGCCUUCGCAAGGACAUGCGGAGCCACUACAACUCCAAGCACACCAAAAGACUGUGUCCUGCCUGAAUUUUAUGCAUCUAUUACUUAAAGCCAUAAAUGUGAGAACAAAUUUAUGCACUUGAACACCAAAAAAAGAAAACCUAUAAAAUCUGCACUUUCAAAUUUGUAUGAAUAAUCAAAGUGUGUUAUUGCCUCAAAUUUUGGCCAUUUUGUCAUUAGUUUCACACCCCUGUACUAAACACACAUUACUGCCAUUUGUUGACAGUGCCACAGUACACAAAUCCUUGGCUCAUCUUUUAAGGCUUUUGGAAUCUGGUGUUUCUCAGCAAACAGCCUAUGCAAUACACAGUUCAUGGAAUGAAGUGGAUUCAACUUAAGUUCCUUGCAAAGAGGUGUGUUUUGAUUGUAAUAUGAAUCCACACUUCAAUAUAGUCUUUGUGAGUAGUUACUGUACAUAGCACUUGUGCAUUUACAAUGAAGAAUGGCCUUGCCUUUGCUUUGGCGGUGCCGUGCUCUUGCUUUACAGGUGUGCAUGAGAGUGGCAUUGCAUUCUGAACACUGUCUGCCAGUCUUUGCAACACUCACUUCUUUGUCAUUUCAAUGUAAAGCAUUAGGGACAUGGACAAGCACAACUGAAUAUCUCAACAAAUUGACUUAUCUGGCUCCUUGUAUUUUAAAAUGAUGCUACGAAAUGGAAAGAGAGGCAUCGUUUGUUUAGCCCAAUCAUAACAUAGGCUGCAUCACGGUUUUCCAAAAUUCUGUUUCAGACAGGCUCAGAAAUUCCUGUCUUUAAAGGCCCAGUGCAGUCAAAAACGUGAUUUCCCUGUGUUUUAUAUAUAUUGCCACACUAUGAGGUUGGAAUAAUACUGUGAAAUUGUGAAAAUUAUUAUAUAAUGCCCUUUUAAUGUAAGAGCCCACAGGGACCCGCACAAAAAAGUACAAAAAUGUAUGCACUCACUACUGUAAGUCGCUCUGGUUAAGAGCGUCUGCUAAAUGACUAAAAUGUAAAAGACUGGUUUUGGUGGGGUGGAGUUUUGGCCUGCCGGGUGUCAUCACCAGGUGGUAAAUUAGUUAAUAGACCAAUAACAAAGAGUUCCAAACCUCUGCCAAUAACAGCUAGUUUUCAGUUUUCCCUCCGCACUCAGACCACUCCCAGAUAGUCCUAGCAAAUUUCUUGCUUGAGAAAUUCCUCUUUGCUAAGAAGCUAUUUUUGUUUAUUUUUGACCAUUUUAAUUGAAAAUAAUCACAGUAAGGUACUUAAUUGUUACCCAGAAAUGAUUUGAUAUUGAGAUAAAAAAAAACAGCUGCAUUGGACCUUUAAACCCCAAAUGAUAGUUUUGAAAGGUAGAUUUAUUUUCUACCAGAGUUGAUACACAUGACUACAACUCAUAUCAGAUAUGAACACUUUUUUUUCUUCAUGAAAGUUGCUUUUUAAGUGGAAAGUUCAAUAGCUGUGAGAACUUCAGAUUGUAAAUAGGACACAAAAAAACACUAGAAUGCUUUACUCUUGACAACGGUUAUCACCUAAUUCCAUAUGAAAUCUUUCAUGCCACCAAGGCAAGAUCAUGCACUCGCUCUUUUGCUUAAUCAAUUAUUUCACCUGUUUACUAUGCAAUGUUGGGCUAUUCGCUUUUCAAACAGACUUCAAUUCAAAGGAUUUCUAUUGUUGUUAUACAGUAAUUACUUUUAUCACUGUGUGAGAAAACAGUUAUGAUGUCUACAUUGAUUCUUAUUCAGUUUUCCUGGUAAGGUAGGAGUAUUGUAUAUUACCUAUACAAUUAGCAACAUAACUUCGACCCAGUGACUAUAGGACAGUAAUUUGGCUUUAUAGACAAUCAAAAAUUGUAAUAUUUCAUUUUUUGCAUACUGUACACAGACUAAAACCAUGUCUGAAUCCACUCUUGGGAACUUUAAUUUGCUAAUCGAUGACUUCAUUCGUGUUACAUUUGCUUUCUCUUCAGCUUGGAUAGAUUUAGUCGGAAGCUUCCUUUAACAUUUUCUGUUGUUUGAACUUUUGUUUGAUUGCAUUACACAGCCAAUAUUAAGCUUUGUCCUACAUUGGUAGUGUUAUAUUGCGGGGAGUUACUUGAGCAGUAUGGCUCCUGCAUGUUGGACAAUGUCACACGUGUUGCUAUUGUGAAAUGCUAAUCCUUUUGUUUGUUGCACUGCAGAGAGAACAUACUCCUUUCAAACAUCUUGAAACGACAUGCAGUAGUGUGGAAGCUGGUAAAGCCUCUUAAAGUAGCUAUCCGGUGUUUCCAAAUUUCUAUGAAAUAUGAUCUAUAAUUACUUACUAUAGCUAGGUUUCCAUCUAAUGGUGACAGAUUUCCAUGUGAAUAUUCUAAAAAAAUUGCAUAAAAAUAAAAUGCAAAUUUUUCCACCAGAGAUGUUGCAGAUUAAAGGCUUUGCGCGUAAAAAAUAGCUUUUACGGUUAAAUUCCCAUGUACCGACAACAAAAAAUACAAGUUAAAUGGGUUUCCAUCACAUUCAACUAUUUUUAUGGUUUUCUCACCCCCAAAAAAUGUCAUUAUGUUCCCAGUCCGGCAUUGGCAGUGCGCUCCAGCCAACAGUGCACAGAUACAGUACUGUUGGCUAGAGCGCACUUAUAGCCUACAUCAGGGAUCAUCAUCUAGAUUCAGCCGUGGACUGAUUCUUUCUUUCCUUUUCUUGAGUGGAUGGUCAGGUGGCCAGAACAUAAUUACAAAUAAUUUGUCAACUGCAAAUUGACCUCAAGAAGCCAAAACUAUAUAAUAUUGAACUAAAACAGAAUAAUUUCAAACCUUGCUUACCUUUGUAUACGAUCACAUACUGUAUAUCUCUCGAUUUACAAAUCUAAAAUCACUUGGAGCUGAUUUGCUGGUGUUUGUACAGUCUUUUUUGACCAACAAUAACAUUUAAAAUAAUAUAUAUAUAUACAAAUUUUCACAGAAAACUUGGGUCAAAUUUGUCCCCCAGGCUGCCAGUUGGGGAACCCUAGCCUACAUGAUGACAUUAUUAUUAAAAGCGUUUCCACUGACAUUUCUCACAUAAUACAUUUUACAGACACAAAAAAAGAUCCCACCUUGUCUAGUGUAUUUUGUUUUGUCGACAUUUGGAAAGUUAACCGAAAACCUUUCAGUUUCCAUCAGGCCUGUCAUUUAAUAUCUGACAUAUACUUUACUCGCAUAAAAAAGGUUAGUUGGAAACCUGGUUAAUAUUCUUGAAAAAAAAAAAAAGAAUAAAAAAGUUAAAAAGCAGCUUUUCUGUGUUUGAAUGGUCGAUAAAAAUAUCCGUGACAAGUAAACAGAUGAUUGGCCAGCUCAGCCAAUGAGUCAGUGGACGGCUUCGAUUAUACUGACCAGCCGGGUACCUGGCAAAGGCACAUUCUAUCAUCGGGCGAAAGAGGGGAGGGAAGAGCGUCCUUCUCAAACGGAAACGUAAUCUAAGUCGCUCGGUCAUUUCAACAAGGCAGCAUGGUGCAUCGUCCAGAAACAUACAUAUAUAUUCCAUAAAACAAAUGUUAGAAUUUGCUCAUUUUCAUUGGGAAGGCAGAUAAAGCUCAAAAGCAAUCACUUUUGCAUUUGAAAAAAAAGCAAUCACUUUCGCAUUUGAAAACACAGAGUCCUACUCAUUACUCCACGUGCUCCUACGUCACACCUAGCUCAUGCCUGAAGGCAGCCCAGUUUCAAAAUGAAUGCAAUCAACUUUCACCCGGUGCAAAACAUGCCUACAUGGGCAAAAAUCAAACCCCUCAUUGAGACGCCUUGGCCAAAAACGUUGGCCACAAAUACAAAUAUAGAAUGAGUCAACAACAUUAUUUGGGUAUGAGUUAACAAUUAUUUUAAGCCAUCAUAAUGUAGGCCUACAACAUGACCAUGUACAGAUGUAGGAUCUUAAUUUGAUCACUCUUUUGUUGCUGAGAAUAUUCCUGAAUUGUAAAUGUACUGAAAACCCACACUAACACAUAUUAACAGAAAUUGAAUUUUCAUGUAGCCUACUUUUGACCAGCUAAUAGCCUAACCACAUAUCAAGAAACAUUGUGCUAAAAUACUUUAGCUGCAGGAUUAUUUUUGCUAUAUAGGUCAAAUUUAAGAUCCUACAUCUGUAUGGAGGUUGUAUUUUAGUAACCUAAACCGGAGUGACAUCCCUUCAGGGGGUAAAUUAAGAAUGAUUAAUGAGCAAGCUCAUUUCUGUAUAUGAUCUACUACUCAGGGCCCUAUCCAAUCAAAAGCAAGGUAAAACAAAUUGAAAUUAUCCUUUUUUUUAUUCUUCAGACAAUAACUGUACCUUGGUUGUGAGGAACAAGAAAAUAACAUGGUUGUUAGGGAGAAAAAUGUUUUUCUUUCAUUAAGUAUAUUAGAGUGAGAUGAGUUUGAAAACCAAACCGGUGUUAAACAAAAGCAUAAGUCAUUUGUCAUUUCUGUGUUUUUACUGCUGCAAUUGAAAUUUGUUAUUGCUUUUUAGAACUGUUAAAGUAAUGCAAAAUUGGUACGAAAAUGUGUUGGUAUGCAUACAAUCUGGUAACUCAUGUCACCUCAAGUGAGGCUUUUAUAGAGUUAACCCGCUUGGGAGAGAUUGUAAGGAGUCUACCUUGGCAAGGGUUGUAGUAUUUUAUAUUUCAUGAAGGAAAAAUAUACAAAGGCUGUUUACACAGGAAGACUAAUUCAGAUUUUAUAUUUUGACAAAUCAGAUGAGCUCUUUUGCCAAUAAUUGGGCAAAAGACCAGAAUUGGGUCACCUGUGUAAACACAGUCAUAGAGCUAUGUUCAUUUGCAUUGCAAAUCGUAUAUGAUGAGUGAUUUUGCUUUAACUACACACAGCCAAACUAGGACUAGCUCCUAUGGUCUGCACCUGACAUCAAUCCAAUAUAUUUAUCGGAGGGAGCACUGAUUUGUUCUCUAAUCCACACACAGGGCAGAAAACAAAGGCUGCAUUUACACAUGCCGCCAAAUCUUUUCACCCUAUAAUUGGUCUCUUGACCAAUCAAAACAGCUCUUUUGCCAAUAAUUGGGCAUAGAUCAGAAUUGGGUUGCUUGUGUAAAUGCAACCAUAGAGCCAUGUUCAUUUGCAUUGUAAAUUAUAUAUGAUGAGUGGUUUUGCUGUAACUACAGUGUCGAUAUGAGACAUUUUUAGGAUAAACAACAGUUGGUCAUUAUACAGCAAUUGAUUGCAUGAAAUGAAAAAUUAAAUAAACAAGAUUGAUAAUAAAGAUGUUCACCAACCAA